UAUACAUUAUUACUGCCUUUUUUUUCUAUUUUUUCGUUUACCUAUGUGCCAUGUACAUAAUCUAUGGAUCAACUGUCAAUUCUGACGACAUUUGACAGUUUUUAAGUUUUCUUCUUUUGUAAAUUUGUGAUCAUGGCGCGUGUUCCACCGGCUGCGCUUCCCAAAAGAGAUAAGAAGGAGAAAAAGGUCCCAAAAGACAAUUCCAAAAAUGUUAUGCGCAAUCUGCACAUCAGAAAACUGUGCUUGAAUAUCUGUGUUGGAGAAUCUGGUGACAGACUUACACGUGCAGCAAAGGUGUUGGAACAACUGACUGGUCAACAGCCUGUUUUUUCAAAAGCUCGAUACACUGUGCGAUCCUUUGGUAUCCGCCGUAAUGAAAAGAUUGCUGUACAUUGUACAGUACGUGGGGCUAAAGCAGAAGAAAUCUUAGAAAGAGGUUUAAAAGUCCGGGAAUAUGAAUUGAGGCGUGACAAUUUCUCAGCCACAGGCAACUUUGGCUUUGGUAUUCAAGAACACAUUGACUUGGGUAUCAAGUAUGACCCCUCCAUUGGUAUCUAUGGUCUGGACUUCUAUGUUGUACUUGGCAGGCCAGGAUUCAAUGUAGCACAUAGGAGAAGAAAGACAGGCAAAGUUGGUUUCCCUCACCGUCUCACUAAAGAAGAUGCCAUGAAGUGGUUCCAGCAGAAGUAUGAUGGUAUCAUCCUUAACAGCAAAGCAAAGUAAUCCAUAAGUUAAUAUAAAUUUUAAAAGGAGA
This is a messenger RNA of Leptidea sinapis, 754 nucleotides long. It is a transcript of the gene RpL11, whose product is annotated as 60S ribosomal protein L11. Gene Ontology annotation, molecular function: RNA binding; structural constituent of ribosome. Gene Ontology annotation, cellular component: cytosolic large ribosomal subunit; ribosome. The coding region runs from base 133 to 723 and encodes 196 amino acids. The record is from RefSeq and is a predicted model, not a curated record. NCBI's taxonomy places the organism in Eukaryota, Metazoa, Arthropoda, Insecta, Lepidoptera, Pieridae. The transcript has 5 exons. Gene Ontology annotation, biological process: translation.